This is a messenger RNA of Condylura cristata (star-nosed mole), 3299 nucleotides long. RefSeq names its product zinc finger protein 41 (gene ZNF41). Bases 15 to 3299 code for a protein of 1094 amino acids. The transcript is spliced from 9 exons. Gene Ontology annotation, biological process: regulation of cytokine production; regulation of immune system process; negative regulation of transcription by RNA polymerase II. The record is from RefSeq and is a predicted model, not a curated record. NCBI's taxonomy places the organism in Eukaryota, Metazoa, Chordata, Mammalia, Eulipotyphla, Talpidae.
AGCCCAGCGGGAACAUGGCAGCCAUGUGGAGCUCUCCCAGGGGGUCUCGGGCACUGGCUGCACAGGGCCAGGGCGGCUCGUGGGAGGUGAGGAGGGAGAGGACUCCAGGGGGGAAUGACCUGUCACUAGGGCCUCAGGACGAGGGCAGGUGGGUCACAAGAGUGACAGAUUCCAGACUCCUGCCAGUCACCUCAAGAUCCUCAAUUUUGUCCCUGAAGGUGCCGGUGUCAUUCGAGGACGUGACUGUGGACUUCAGCAGGGAGGAGUGGCAGCAGCUGGACUCCAGUCAGAGGCGCCUGUACCGGGACGUGACGCUGGAGAACUACAGCCACCUGCUCUCAGUGGGGUAUCAAAUUCCCAAACCAGAGGUCAUCUUCAAGUUAGAGCAAGGAGAGGGACCAUGGACACUGGAGGAGGAAAUCCCACAUCAGAGCUCUUUAGGUGAAGAUAUUGGGCAAACUCAACAACAGAGAAUUUCUGGAGCAGUUUCAUUCCACCAUGGGAAAUCUGGUCAAUCCAUAAGAGAAGAUUCAUUCUCUUCCAUUUUAGAAGAAUUAUGGCAAAAUAAUGAGCAGCUAGAGAGCUAUCAGGGAAACCAGAAUAACCCCUUAAGUCAUGUGAAAGUAUUAACUAAGGAGAGGAGCCAUGAGUGUCAAAACGUUGAAAAAAUAAUUCAUGUGAAUACCAAACUUGCUCCCUCAAUUAAAAAACUCCAUAACUGUGAUAUAUAUGGAAAGAAUUUGAAGCAUACUUUAAACUCAUAUAAUCAUAAUGGAGGCAAUGCAGCAAAGAAUACUGGUAAGAUUUUUGGGAAAGGUGCCCAUAGCUCCUCCUCUAAUGAGAAUGAGACUGCUGCUGCAGGCUUGAGUUCCUGUGAACCUUAUCAAUGUGAAACACAUCUUGGCCACAAACAAGUUCUCAUUCACCAUCAGAAAAGUCACACUGGGGAGAAACUUGAUGUAUGUACUGAAUGUGUAAAGGGCUUCCCUCAGAAGUCACAUCUCUUUGAGCAUCAGAGCAUUCAUGCUAGAGAAAAGUCCCAUAAAUGCAACAAAAGUGAGAAAGUCUUCACUCAGAAGCCUCAAGUGAGUGCACCUCAGGAUGUUUAUACAAGAGACAAGCCCUAUAUAUGUACUCAGUGCGGGAAGACCUUCAGUCUCAACUCAAACCUCAUUACACAUCAGAAAAUUCAUACUGGGCACAAACCAUAUAAAUGCAGUGAAUGUGGAAAAGCCUUUUUCCACAGAUCAUAUCUCUUUAGGCAUAUGAGAAUUCACACAGGAGAAAAACCUUAUGAAUGCAGUGAAUGUGGAAGAGGCUUCUCCCAAAAUUCAGACCUCAAUAUACAUCAGAAGACUCAUACUGGAGAGAAACACUAUGCGUGCAGUGAGUGUGGGAAAGCUUUCACCAGAAAAUCCGCACUGAGGAUGCACCAGAGAAUUCACACAGGAGAGAAACCCUAUGUAUGCUCUGAAUGUGGGAAGGCCUUCAUCCAGAAAUCACACUUCAAUACACAUCAAAGAAUUCAUACUGGAGAAAAACCUUAUGAAUGCAGUGACUGUGGGAAAUCAUUCACUAAGAAGUCACAGCUCCAUGUGCAUCAAAGAAUUCACACGGGAGAAAAACCCUACAUAUGCACAGAAUGUGGAAAGGUCUUCACUCAUAGGACAAAUCUCACGACCCAUCAGAAAACGCACACAGGAGAGAAACCCUAUAUGUGUGCUGAAUGCGGGAAGGCUUUCAGUGACCAGUCAAAUCUCAUUAAACACCAGAAAACACAUACUGGAGAGAAACCCUAUAAAUGCAGUGGCUGUGGGAAAGCCUUCAUAUGGAAGUCACGCCUCAAAAUACAUCAGAAAUCUCAUAUCGGAGAGAGACACUAUGAAUGCAAUGAAUGUGGGAAAGCUUUUAUACAGAAAUCAACACUAAACGUGCAUCAGAGAAUCCAUACAGGAGAGAAACCUUAUGUUUGUCCUGAAUGCGGGAAGGCCUUCAUCCAGAAAUCACAUUUCAUUGCCCACCAUAGAAUUCACACUGGGGAGAAGCCUUAUGAAUGCAAUGAGUGUGGGAAGUGUUUCACUAAGAAGUCACAACUCCGCGUGCAUCAGAAAAUUCACACUGGAGAAAAACCAAAUAUAUGUGCAGAAUGUGGAAAGGCCUUCACUGAUAGGUCAAAUCUCAUAACACACCAGAAAAUCCAUACUAGAGAAAAACCCUAUAAAUGCAGUGACUGUGGAAAAACCUUCACUUGGAAGUCACGCCUCAGUAUCCAUCAGAAAUCUCAUACUGGAGAGAGACAUUACAAAUGCAGUAAAUGUGGGAAGGCUUUCAUCCAGAAAGCAACACUUAGUAUGCAUCAGAUAAUUCACACAGGAAAGAAGCCCUAUGUUUGCACAGAAUGUCAAAAGGCCUUCACUGACAGAUCAAAUCUCAUUAAACACCAGAAAACUCAUAGAGGUGAAAAACCUUAUGAAUGUUCUGAUUGUGGAAAAGUGUUUAUCCAGAAAGCAAGUCUUGUUGUACAUCAAAGAAUUCAUACUGGAGAGAAACCUUAUGCUUGUUGUGAAUGUGAAAAAACCUUCAGCCAAAAGUCUACCCUUAUUGCUCACCAGCGAACUCAUACAGGAGAAAAACCCUAUGAAUGCAGCAUAUGUGGGAAGACUUUCAGUGGAAAAUCACACCUCUCUCUCCAUCAUAGAACUCAUACAGGAGAGAAACCUUAUGAAUGCAAAAUAUGUGGGAAAGCCUUUGGUGAGAAGUCCACUCUUACUGUACAUCAGAGAACUCAUACAGGAGAAAAGCCCUAUAUAUGCAGUGAAUGUGAGAAAGCGUUCAGUGAGAAGUCACCACUGGUUAAACAUAAGAGAAUUCAUACAGGAGAGAGACCCUAUGAAUGCAGUGACUGCAGAAAAGCAUUCAAUAGAAAGUCAACUCUGUUCAAACAUCAGAGAAUUCAUACAGGAGAAAAGCCAUAUAAAUGUAGUGAAUGUGGGAAAGCCUUCAGUGUGAAAUCAACUCUCAUUGUGCACCACAGAACUCAUACAGGAGAGAAACCUUAUGAAUGCAGGGACUGUGGCAAAGCCUUCAGUGGGAAGUCAGCUCUCAUUAAACAUCAGAGAAUUGUUUUACAGAGCAACCUUUCAAACUUUUCUUUUGCACUCAUGUUUAAGCAGGUCAAACAGCCCUGUCAGGCCUGUGAACAGCAGGUUCCAACGUCCCUUCUUCCCCAGACACAAUGUCAACACCGAAAAUUACCUGUCAUGAGCCAGAGCUCCACCGUCAGCCUCUUUACUCCCUAA